AUGGAAAGCCGUUCGCAACGAUAUGAGAUCUCGAGACCACAGCCGAUUGCUCCUCCACCCCCGCCCUUACCACCACCACCACCUCUUCCACCGCCAGCUGCUGUACCCGUUGCGCCCCAGGACUAUUCAAAUGCGGAUCCUGGCCCCUGGUCAUCGACAUUACCGCGACCUCUCUCCGACAUACGAGAGCUGAGUGAGCCUAGUAUUAUGGAUAAUAUGAUCCGGCAUCCUAGCGGUCGGUACAGACAUAGGCGCAGUGCAUCGAGAGCGGGGUCGAUCAAACAGGCGGAAUGGCUCAAGCGUCAGCCAUCUCAGCGUGAAAACCACAUCCCAAAGCCGAACUACACGAGUCUCCAACAACAGCAGCAAGAGGGAGGCUCUUCUUCGUACAGCAGCACUCCCGAGCAGCAGCAAUCCAGCUUCUACAGCAUUCCGCAGUCGAGCAUACCUAGACGAUCGUCAUCGCACAAGUAUCCACAGCGUCAGCCCAGAUCUCAGACUAGAAACACAUCAGGCAGAUCCAAGCAGACCGACAACGUUCCAUUCCGUCCGCCCUAUGCGAUACCCAACAGAGCAGGCAGCCAAUCACCGGUCAAGGAGGCAGGGCUACGACUAGAUCCUAUCUCAUCUGAUGAUUCGCGAAGAGUGGCCUCACAUACCCAUAUUCGAAGCCCGCAUCCGGUCGAGAUUUUGGACUUUCCUUCGUACAAGCAUCCAAGGGUCAAGCUGGAACUGCAGGUAUCAGCUCCGUUGUUCGUCGGCGGCGGUAGUGUGGAAGGGCAUGCUAGGAUCACUGUGGACGACAAUCAGCACGUUCGACAUCGGCGGUCCAUCAGCAUCGGUGCGGUCUCAGUAGAUCUGCUUGGGUUUGAGGAGAUUGAUGGCAGCCGCCGAGCAACCUUCCUUGCCCUUGGGACGGACAUCAUCGAUUCUAAACAUCCGCCUCCUUCACGAAUGAUUCAACCGCCCAACCCACUCUUUGCCGGCGACAAGUUUUGGGCACUCGCACCAUCCUGCACGCCCUUACCGUUUAUGAUCAGCCUUCCCCUCGAUACAGGCCCACCGCCCUUCCAGUCAAAGCGCGCAAACAUCAAAUUUGUGCUGUCUGUGACUGCACUGGUCCGCGAUGCAGGAAAGCACUAUCGCGUGAGGACCUCUCAAGCGAUCCAGGUGUUGCCAACAUACGAUCCUGAAAAAGCCUUGACCUCACUACCGAGUCCCUUGACCGCAUUUGAUGAACUGAUCAUUCCGAGAAGUACUGGUCAAGAGCUGAUUCGGGUUACAGCUGGUUUGCACCGCCAAGUCUGGGUCAGCGGUGGCAGCAUUUUCGUUGACGUCCACAUAUCGAACAAAAGCCGUAAGCCAGUCAAGCGCCUUGAGCUUACACUUGAGCGAGACAUCCUGUGCUAUAAGCACGCUGCUGCUGCAACAUUGGAGAAGUCAGCCGUCCAAGCGCGAAUAUUUGAAAGCAACGAACAAGCGAUCCUGGUCCGGUCAUCUUUCAAGCCUGGAUCCAAUGGCUGGAACGGUGUCGAACCGCAUACAUCUGAUAUUCGUACGUGUGAGCUGGAGCUUCCUCGCGGUCAUGGAACUGUUCGCUGUGGGAAGUACUUCGAGGUGCGCUACUUCCUCAACGUCACGGCGUCUUUGUCCAAUUCGAAGUUGGUGUCGGUGCAGCUGCCGAUCAUCGUCAUCCACAUGAACUCGCUGGACGUCGUUCCAAAUUCCGUCGCUCAAGUCGCAGCAGCCAUCGAAGAGAAACGAUUAUAUCGACAGCUCAGCCGUUCGCGAUCUCGCAGAGACGGCGACGGCCAUUCCAGACAGCGAUCAGUUUCAACACCAGCGCAGACAAUCGAGCUCAAACGCCAGGCAUCUUACGCCCAAGGCCGCGCGUUUGCAGCACCAAGACAGCAAUCACUGGAUCGACAAAGAGAACAGAAACGAGACAUUGAAAACGUCCAGAAUAUCCUCGACUCUUCACCACGCAAAUAUCUGCCACAGGCGAUGAAAGGCCUCGCAAUAAAGAAAAUCGGCAGCAACAUGAGCCUCCACAGCAUCGGCCUCGCGAACCGAAGCGACGAGACAUUUGGUGUGAUCGGCGCCAUGUCUUACCAGACGCCUCCCCCGAAUAGGUCCGGACGGACGUUUGACGAAGCCGAAGGACUGCGCGAUCGACUGAGGCGAAUGGGCAGUUUCGAUUCGAUGCGCAGUAAAAAGUCUUCUGCCACGAAUAGAUCCAAGGCGAUGAGCGAGCAAAACAGGCCGCAGUAUAGUCUGCCGCCGCAUCAGAUCCCGCCGCAUGUGUUGGGACUGACGACGACGACGCGGAAGGUGAGUUCGGAGGUUUCGGAGAGGCCGGCGACGGCGAUGAGUUUGAGGGAGAAGUUGGAUCGGUCGAGGUUUGAGUUUAAGGCUGUGAGGAGGAAGGCGAGUGGGAGUUUGAAGGAGAAAGGGAGGAAUUGGUGGGAGCAGAGGAAGAGUAAUAGUAGGAGGGAUGAGGAGGUUGACGAUAGGGAGAGGGAGCAGGUGGAAGAAAGGGCGGGUUGGAUAUGA
Zasmidium cellare ATCC 36951 is the source of this 2553-nucleotide messenger RNA. RefSeq lists its product as uncharacterized. NCBI's taxonomy places the organism in Eukaryota, Fungi, Ascomycota, Dothideomycetes, Mycosphaerellales, Mycosphaerellaceae. The coding region runs from base 1 to 2553 and encodes 850 amino acids. The record is from RefSeq and is a predicted model, not a curated record. The transcript has a single exon.